Molecule: messenger RNA, 512 nt
Organism: Monopterus albus (swamp eel)
Lineage: Eukaryota; Metazoa; Chordata; Actinopteri; Synbranchiformes; Synbranchidae
Product: SH2 domain-containing protein 1B
Exons: 4
Coding region: 14-481 (155 amino acids)
Biological process (GO): regulation of immune response; regulation of signal transduction
Source: RefSeq, a predicted model, not a curated record
GUGUCUCCUCACCAUGGCAGCAGCUCUGCCGGCGUGCUACCACGGCAGCAUCAGCAGGCAGGAGUGUGAGACUCUGCUGGGACAGAAGAACAAGGAUGGAGCCUACCUGAUUCGGAACAGCGAGACCAUCCAGGGAGCCAUGUGUCUGUGUGUCUAUAAACAGAGGGUGGUGUAUACCUACAGACUGCUUCAGUCGCACUCCGGACACUAUACACUUGUGACAUCAGGAGGUUUGGAGGAGACAUUUUUUAAGUCUCUGAACGAUCUGAUUCGUCAUUAUAAGAGGAAGAACCAGGGUCUCGCCAUGCACCUGCGCCACUCUAUCAAAAGGAAGACGGCCAUAUUGGUUCACCCUCAAAAACCAACUGAGAAACCACCUGAAGAAGAGCCAGGGAAGAUGAUGGUGCCUGUAGCUGAAGAAGACCAUUGCUAUGAGAAUGAUCCUGACUCAUCUGAUUAUGUCGUUGUUAUCCCUGAUUAACUCCGAGACACAUGAAAACAGUGCCAAAAAC